Zootermopsis nevadensis is the source of this 8344-nucleotide messenger RNA. The record is from RefSeq and is a predicted model, not a curated record. Lineage: Eukaryota; Metazoa; Arthropoda; Insecta; Blattodea; Termopsidae.
UCAUCUCAUCAGCUAAUUCCUGGGAUACUAGCAAUUGUACUAACAUUUACUGUACCUUCCAACACUUUGUGAACAGCUGAAAACAUCAGCAUCUCAAAUCCUUAAUUCCUCGUGUUCUAUUAGUGAAACACAAAAUACUAUAUAAAAGAUGACAAUUCUGAUAUGCUGGUUUUCCAAAUGUGAGGUGGAAAGAAGACAGUACGUGGUCCUUAAUACUUGAACAGUGACAAGUUUUUGAAUAUUGUGUAAUGUUCACUGUGGCAAUAACUUAGGAAAAUGGUUGAUAAUAACAUAGCAACUACACAAAAUAUUUUAUCUUGGUGAAAAUAACUGAAGCACUGUUAAGCAGGCACAAUAUGGGACACCUGUGGCUAUGGCUUACAAUAUGGGUGCUUCAACAAUGUUGUGAACAAACUGCAAGCAUGAAAACCCAAGACAUAGGAAACCUUCUCUUCAACCAGAGAGAUUCACUGCAUAAAAGAAUCCUCCAACAGAUAAAUUCCACAAAUCUCAACAAGGGAAGCUCAACUUGGCUUCCAAAUGCAAGUGUAACCAGACACAAUAACAGGUACAAGUUUCACAAUAUAAAUGCAGCAACAGCUCGAGGAAAGAGAGAGACCAGCAACCAACCAUUUCAUAUAACUGUUUUAUACCCAGAAGAUAAUAAAAACAAAGCAAUAAGACAAAAGUCAAGCAAGUCCAAACGAUGCCAAGACAACAGAAAAGGAAGCAGGAAGAUAAAUUAUCAUCAUGACUAUCAUAAAAAGGGCACAAACAUAUCCAAUUACAUGAGUGAGGAUGACAGUAUUAAUUAUCACAAAUCAACAUAUCCUUCAUUUAUUGCUGAUAAUGUAAACAGAAACAAUGGUGAAUUUAAAACUGACAAUAAUGGUGUUCAGAAUGCCCAACUGAUUGCUGUACCUCAAGCUAUGGAUAACAGUUUUGAUAACAACAGACCCAAGUCACUUGCCAGUUACAUACAGCAAGCAUCUAAAUCUCAAGAAAUACUCAGGGAUGGGAAUGUACUCCAACAGUUACUGACAGUUAGUAACGGCUGUGAUAUUGGUAAUAAUGGUUGUAAUGCUGGUAGUAACGGUUUAGAAAAGCAGCUAAUGAAUACUGAAAAGGAAUUCAAACUGAAUAAAUAUAAAUCUGGGAGACCAUCAAGAGAUAAAACUAGAUAUAUUGAUAUUAAACAUCAGAAUGAAUGGAGUGCAAAACUGAACCCUCAAAUUUAUUCCCAUCUGAUGAGUGACACAUCUACAAAUCCUAGCCUCUUGUCAGACAAUGUAGAAGAAUACUAUUAUCCAUAUGAAAGAACAAAAUCAAUGUCUCACAAUCCAAAAGGUAGAAAUUCGCCACUGAAGGAAAGUAUGCACUCAGAGUUAACUUCGCCAAAAAAUUAUUUGUACAAAAAUGAAAACUUCCCACAGCCAACAAAAUAUCAAAAUCAUCAAUAUGACAAUGCACAAACCUCAGAUCCAGACCUGUAUGGAAACACACAUGAAAAUACUUACUGGAAUCCUGAACAAGAAAAUCAUCAAGAUGAAUAUACAAUUUACACAAAUUACUCACCAAUGUAUCAUUUACUGAAGCACAAUACAUCACCCAUCACCAAUCCUGAACUCUCUACAAUAGACUGUGAAAGUGAACAUACAGUAAAGAAAGCUAUUGAGAUAAAUGAAGACACAGGACACAAGGACAUGCCUUUGUACCUUCCAAGUGAUGAUAGAAGACUGAUGCAAGGUGAGUUUCUAUCUCAAGAUCACAACAAUUCACCACAUGUUCAAAAGCCACUAAGCAACAAGCAAAAAUAUCUUCCUGGUAAAUCUUCUGAAGUUCUGCAAGAGGAUGAAGUAUCAACUCAGAGUAUAUCAGAUGGAGAGGCUAAGGAAACUCCCAUUUAUUACUAUGAAAUGCCCAGUAUGUCCAGUCAAAAACUAAAAUUUUCAACAUCUGAAGAUGGAACAAGAUUGACAACAAAAAAUUCAGUGCUUUCAUUACCUGCUGCCAAUCAUAACAAAAUACCAAGUAAUGCACAAAUACAUACACCAUCUUUUCAAAGAGAUUUUAAUGAAAUAUCAAACAACAUGACUAAACAGAAGCUGAACAAUGUCAUUAUUUCAACACUUCAUGACCUUCCUGUUAUAUCUCACUACUCAACUGAUGGAAAUAAAAUACCUUCUGAUGAAUUACCUUACUUUAAUAAAAUGAAUGAAGAAUUACAGUUCAUGCAGAAUACAGAAGGUACUUCACCAUACAGCUCAAAAGCUUCAACCCUCACAAAAGAACUAAUAAGGGUGGGAUCAAUGACAGACUAUCCAAAGUACAAUUACGAACACAGAGAUGCCAAUACUCCUCCAUACACAGAUAAAGAAUCAAUAUACUUCAGCAGUAUUAAUGGUAGAGAAACUGCUUUAAAAAAUAUGCCUCUUCGAACACCAACAUAUCACAUGACAAACCCUGAUGAGUGUGCACCAUUAUCACAUAAAGCUGCUACCACACCUCAAUAUUAUCAAGAAAUUUUAAAACCAUCUAACUAUAUCAAUGUUGGUAAUGUGCCUUUUCAAAGUCAGUCAUUUACAAGUAGAACACAACCCCAACCACAGCACCACAGACAAAAGAAUUACAAAGUAACUGACAGUAAAAAAGACAUUAAAGAUUCUGUUCCUGAACAAAAUCCCUGUGCAGUGCCUGCUACUACUCCACAGAUAAGAGACAAUUUUAAAUACAGAUAUUCAGCUGCAACAAGUCCAAAUGAAGCUGUAAGUGCAAUUCUCAGUGUGCCUGAAGAAAUAAAUAGUGUUCCAAAUACUGUACAAAGUUCUGUCAAUGAUGAUAAUCACUUAAUUCUACAAAGUGAAUCUCCAGAAGGUGUUUCUCCAUUUAAUUUACCUACCUAUUUGGGUAGGGUUUCAGAGAGAACAAAGAAUGAAUUUUUGCGUAUAUUUAAAGACAAUGAAUAUGUACCUACUUCAGCAGUAACAUCUUCAGAACAUGCACAUUUGACAUCUGCACCAACAAACUCUAUCAACUUGGAAUCCAGAAGAAAAUCUGGAGACAAUUUUAGGGAAACAAUCAAAAGUCCAGUAAAUCAGUAUGUGUCAAAUAUUCAAGCAAGUUUAGCAGAACUGUAUUUUGCAGCUACACAUCCACCCCUUGAAAGCACAAUUACACAGAAAACACUUGCAUCUGGUUCACAUGAAAUUUAUCCUCAAACAAUGAGCCUGAAUGAGUAUGAAAGAGAAAUAAAUAUGGAACAGGAUGUAAUACCAACACUGCCAUCAAAUGAGAAAACAAUCUAUGGCACAGCAAAACUGAUAAAUUCAGAAGAAAAUAACAAAGAUGUUUCAAAUUCAACUAUGUCACCAUAUAAGUCCAAUCAAAUAUCCCUGGAAGAAAGCUUGGACUUUUCAGAACCAACUCAGUAUGCUACAGAUAUUAUGAUUACUGAAAAAGAAAUGAAGGAAAUGUGGAAUGUACAAAAAAAGCAAUCAACAAGAGUCAUGCAAAAUUCUCAAGAAAUGAGUAGAAUAGAAGAUGCUGCAGUCCCAAUCACAGAUGUUGACCACUCUGUAAUAAGUUCAUCAAUAGAUGAGUUAAAAAUUCAGCUUGAUUCAGUCCCAGUAAAUACAACACACCAACCAAACAUAAAAGACGUUACACACAAGCAAGACACAAGUUACUCUACUAUUACAAUAAGGGAAUUGCUGACAGCGAUACCAUAUAACCAUGUAUCAGACGUUGCAGAUAUGUAUGUCACUACAGAAAGACAGGAUGAGCAGAUGGCAAUACAUUCAACAUCAACAAUGAGUAACCACAAGAAUGCAAAUCCAGGAGGAUCAACUGUACCUGACAAGAGAGCAUCAGCAGAAAAUAAAGGAUAUUAUUACUUCCCUCCUGCAACUGUAUCAUUACCAGAGAAUAUAUCAAACACUAUUCACAUGAAUGCUAAAAUUCCUGAAACUUUGCCAACCAUACAAGAAAACAUUUCAGAACACUUUUAUGCAACCACAGUCAGGCCACAACAGACAGAACUCCAAGAAAUAAGUGAGAAGAGAGAACUAGAAAUUAUUAAAACAACAGUACCAGAAAAAGUAAUUAAUUUUACAACAAAGGUGUCAACAUAUUUAAAGAUGGACAAGCCAGUUACCCCAAGAAGGGCUUCAGCACAUGUGAGGAAGCAAGGAAUUUUUGGUUAUGCGACUGAUAACAAAUCAGACGUACCAUUAACUGUACACGGAUCCUCUCAGAACUAUGAGCAGCAAACAGAUACACAGAUGGAUGUUCAUAAUGCAAUAAAGACAAAAGCAAAUGAAAAUUACACAAGUCCAGAAACUUUUACAGCUGACACAUCAAGAGAAACACAAGAGACUUAUCUUGCUGGUCCACAAUCUCCAAAUAAAACUGAUAAAUAUGAAAGUAAAGAAUCAGAGUUAACAACAUCCCAGACUGUUGCAACAUCCAGAGAAAUAAUGAAUGAAAUGGAAGUAACAAAUUUACCUAAAAGAUCAAACUCUUCACAAAAUGCAUACUUUGCAAUACCACAUGAAACUCAAGAUGUCAAGAGAAUAACAGCAAACCUUGAUAAACUUAUUAAUGACACAAGUUGGAUACAGAAGGAUGGUUCACCACAUCUGAAUACAGAUGAAUAUGGUACUUUACAAAAUGCUCCUUUUACUAAAACACCACAACAAAAUCAUACCAAAGAUAAGAUGAGAAAUGCUAUAAAUGUGAAAUCAGGUUUUGAAAAUGUUGUACCUGACAGAUGGAAUCAAAACAAUGUGCAAGAUGACCCUGUUACUCAACUAAUGAAUAAUACAGAAAUGUAUCAGAAAUCUGUUACUACUUCAAGUAAUUUACAUGCUGAAGUAGACACAGGUACACUUCAAGAAAACAUGGUUACAAACAGUUACAUCCAGUUUCAUGAAACAAAAUUUGGAGAAAGCACUCAGCAGCUUCCUGAAUUACAGUAUAAGCAAGAUAAUGUAAUUUUUAGUGAAAAAAGUAUAAAUGGUAACAAAACUUCAGCAAAGAUGAAUGGUCACAGAGACAACUCCACCUUGCAACAUCUCAUACCUGAAACAACAGAACCUUUCCUGACAUUGGACACUUUAUCAUCCAAAGACAUUUUGCAUGAAAAUAUGGGAGACAUGAUAAAAAAAACACUAGAGGAUAUUGUUAAUUCUACAGAUAUUGUGAAUAAGCCUCAAGGCAAGAAAUUACAUCAAGUUCACAAUACACUACAGCCCUCUGACUCUCUUCAACCACUUACUUAUACAACAAACAGUCUACCAUUGAUGCUGUCAGAAGAUGGCAUUAACACAAAUCUUACUAGAACUGACUAUGCAAAUGGAUCAGAACCACAAAUGGACAUAACUACAAAUCAGACACUAGUAAUGCAUCAUGACAAGAAUCAGAGACAUUACUCAGAAACUGCAGGAUUAUCCACCAGUAAGAUAAAUACCUAUGAAGGCAGUACAGACCUGGAGAACGAAAUGGCUCAACAAAGGCACACUUCAAAAUAUCAUACACAGGUUGAAGCAUACAAUAACCUUUCUGCUCUAAAACAUAACAAUUUUCAUUCUGGUAACACACAGCUACCAAAAGAAAUGCAAGAAUCAAAUAAUAAAAAACAAAAGGAGAGAGAAAAUACUACCCAGCCAGAAAAUCUUUAUAAAAAUUUACAUCAAGAAAAUUUCAAAGAUGCAAACAAAGAUAGCAAUGUUAAACAAGAUACAAAGUUUGAAACUGAAGAUGCUAAAGGCUACACUCACAACCAUGAAGUACUACCACCCAAUUACAGAAAAGUUGUUCCAAAGUAUAAUACAGACAGUUCUGCUUCCACACUGCAAAUCCAAACUCAAUCUAAGAACAAAGAAAUUUAUCAUAGUUCCUUUGACCACACAGUUGAAGCAAAGUAUAUGUCUGAAGAUUACAAUAAGAUAUCUCAUGCUGUUACACAGUAUACAUCAGCACUACAUGUGCAAAACACUAAACACACUGCCCAAAGUCAACAAUUUGGAGUGGAAACAGAGGAAACAACCACAGUUCAAGAAGUGUCUGAAAGAAGCAGAAACAUACAAAACUCUGACACAACAAAUGUAGUCAAGCAAUCUAAAGAUGAUGUUAAAAUUACAAUGGGUGCUUUAGAAAAAACACUGAUGUUCUUGUUUCAAAACAAAGACAAGAUAAAAUUGUUAUUAAAUUUACCAUAUUCACACACAAUAACUUCUGCUCCUACCACUAUAUCAACUGGUAGGGAAAAUCAAUCUCAUCUGACCAAACAACCUGCAAAUGUGGACCAGGGGCAAACAGAAACCAUGAACUCUGGUUUCAAUGAAAUUAUACCUGCUGGUCUGGUUACAGCACUGAAUCAUGAAUCACUGAAGAAUAUACUGAUGAGUUCCAUUAAACCUAAAGAAACAACAUAUACUCCACCUUCAAGUCUACAAGGAGAAACAGGGCAAACAAAAUCUCCACAACAAAUUCACACUAUUAAAUCAGAGUGCUACAGAACUUCAGGUAUCUCGGAGGAAAAACACAAUUUAAAAAAUGUAGAAACACUGCAACAAUCACCUAUAUUAAGAAACAAAUACUCAUAUACUAAUUUUCUGGUACCACCUUUAAAAGUGAAAAUAGAAGUGGCAUACGAGCUGGACAAAAAACCAAAGCACGAGUUUGAAUUGACAGCAGAUACUGGGGACAGUGAUAAUACAAGUGUUACAAGUGUGAACCUGGCUUAUCUGCCACAGAAGAGUAACAUGAGAACAGAGCAUUCCACUUAUGAUGAAAAUCAAAGCCUGUUUGGUGGCCCCACAACAGACACUCGUAAUGUAUUUGAUUCACCUCAGCUAUUUAAAAGAUUUUAUAUGUACGACGAUAAGCAAAGUUUACAACCAGAACUCUACAAUAAAAAAAGGUCAUAUAACAAAGAAUAUAUUCCUGAAGAAAGUUAUCAACAAGCAAUACAAAACAACAUAGUGGUUAGCAGACCUAGAGCUCUGGGUAGCCAGAAGUAUAAAAGGUCAUCUGAAGAAAUCAUCCAAUCCAAACCCAAUGCAUUCAAAAACUAUCAUAAGCUAUAUAAGCACCACUCAUCAGACAUAAAUAACAGUGAAGAAAAUACCAGAGCUUUGAUCUUUGGAUUCAAGAACAAGGAAAGGAAUAAACAAGGAAAUGACAAUGACAAUGGAGAAACAAUGCAUGAUGCAAUUCAUAUGUCUAUGAGUAACUUAUUAAAGAAGGACUUUAACAAACACAAUAUUAACUAUUAUAAAAAAUUAUCUCCUGAAGAAAUACAAAAGAUUUCUCAGAAUGUUUACAGAUAUUCAAAUGACUGUAAAUACCCUAUUAAUUAUAAAAAUAGUAAACAGAAUGACGAAAUUCACAAAAAUUCCCUUCUAUGUUUACUUCAGCUGAACAAUAUGUUCCGUAAGCCUGUUGACGACAAUAUGCAGCAACUGUAUUCAUCAAGUGACAAGUAUGAAACAAAUGAAAACAAUUACAAUACUUUAGUAAGAAGAAUGAGAAAUACAUUUCAACACAUGACUACAGAUUCAUCAGAUGAAGAAAAUGAGGUGAAUCCUAAAUAUCAGUCUAGUAGUUGUCAGCCUUAUAAAUGUCAAGGUGUUCUCACAUCUGAAAUGAAAAUUGUAACAAGUGUUUUAAAAUGGCUUAAGAAUUUUGUAACAGGCACUAGGAAAACAUAACAUAUAAAAUCAUGACUACAAACUGCAAAGUACACUAAGAAAUGGAUGGACUGAGGCAGAUAAAGAAUGACACAACAAACAGGUGUGGCAAACUCCAUGCAUCAGAGUCCUUGAUAAGCUGAUAAUCAUUCAUUACCAUGCUCACAAGUCUGCCACUGGACUCUAUCCUGGGCCAGCUGAAUCCAGUCCAUAUCUUCACAUCCAAUUUAAGAUCCAUUUCAAUAUAAUCCUCACCUGUGCCUAAUUCUCCCAUCUCUUCACUUAAGGUGUACCCAUUAUAAUGUAUAUAUCUCUCAUUUACCUUAUGCAUACUACAUGUCCCAUUCCUCUCAUCUUCCUUGAUUUUAUCAAUUUAAAACAGUGGUGACAGAAGAUACAACACAGAGUGUAAAUCUUUGGGAAACACUGCAUUACAUGAACAAAGGAUUGUUUAAAUCUACUGCAAUCUGUGAAGUUCUGUGAGUAACGUUUUCGAACAGUCAUUAUUUUCUGGCACCACUGUUGUACUACUAUAUUUACUAGUACAAUUAAUCUGUGUCCUGUAACAGGUAUUUGUGAUUAAAAAUGUCUAAGCUAAUAAACUAGUUUUAUCAACAGUGUCUUUGUUCUACAUGUCCUCAUGUCGCCCUCAG